This is a messenger RNA of Knipowitschia caucasica, 984 nucleotides long. Lineage: Eukaryota; Metazoa; Chordata; Actinopteri; Gobiiformes; Gobiidae. The record is from the annotation of a GenBank genome assembly.
AUGGUCCUGGGUUUGUUGGAGGUCCUGGUUCUCUUGGAGGUCCUGGGUCCGCUGGGACAUCUGGAGGUCCAUCUGGAGGUCCAUCUGUAUCAGGUCCAGGUGGAGGUGUUGUUGGGAAAUGGGCACAAGUUGAUGAAUGGAGCACCAGCUGAUAUUGGGCCAAUCACAGGUCCAGACCCGAGCCCAGAACCUGGCCUAGGCCCAGAACACAGUCCAGACCAUGGUCCAGAUCCUGGCCAAAACCCUGGCCCAGAUCCCGCCUCCCACGACUUCCUGUUGAGCCUGCUGGGAGGUUCUGACCCGUUUGGACCUGAGCUCAGCACAAAACUCCCCAUCUUCCAAUCAGGAUCUGACCCAGCAUGGAUCAAGACAGUUCCAGUCAUGUCUUCAGCUUUGACUUUGGCACCUGAUCCUGCUGCAGCUCUGGACCCAGCAACUGGCCAUGCCUCUCCUCCUGCUCUUGGACAAUCACAUGUGUCCUCUGUGGUGGACCCUGCCUUCCCAGAUUCACCGGACUCUCCUGACUACAACGGAAAUGGUCGACUGACUGUUCUCUCCCAGAGUGUUACUCAUGGAACCCCUGAAGCCCGGACCGUGGAUCUGCUGGUGCCACAUGAUCUUCAGGGAAAUAUGGAUCUCGCUACCAGUUUUCCAUUUGAGCUCACAGCCUCAGGACUUGGAGUUGGACCAGACGCCACAGAACCGUCUCACGUGUUGCUUCACACAGAAUCAGUGGCUCACAUUACUCAUCUGAUGUCAACAGGUGUCUUUUCACAGACAGACCUUGUUACUGCGGUGACAGAGACAGCAACAGACUCAGCGACAGACUCUGGAACAGCGGCUGUCACUGAUUUGCCCGUCACAAAUACACAGCCUGUCGAUGACAUCCAGGAACCAGGUCCAGACCCAGGUCCAGGCACAGAACCGUACAACUCUCAGGGUCCUGAAGGUUCAGAAAAUGUGGAACUGGAGGAUUCCUGCUGA